Adineta steineri is the source of this 1500-nucleotide messenger RNA. NCBI's taxonomy places the organism in Eukaryota, Metazoa, Rotifera, Eurotatoria, Adinetida, Adinetidae. The record is from the annotation of a GenBank genome assembly.
AUGACAGAUUAUAUCACUGAUCUCGAUAAAUCUACAAAUUCGAAUGAUAAUGAUGAAGAAAAACGUGUCAAAUUUGAAAAUAAACGAUAUAAAUUAUUCAAACCUCGUGGUUUUGGUAAACCAAGUGUAUAUCAUGGACUUGUUGUAAUAUUUCUUGAAUUUUUUGCAUGGGGUCUUCUCACUAAUCCAGUUAUUACGACACUUAAUCAGACAUUUCCAACUCAUACUUUUCUAAUGAAUGGUGUCAUUCAUGGAAUAAAAGGUUUAUUGACAUUUUUAAGUUCACCAUUACUUGGUGCCUAUUCAGAUGUAUGGGGAAGAAAAUCAUUCUUACUAAUUACAGUGUUUUUUACAUGUUGUCCAAUUCCACUAAUGAAAAUCAGUCCAAUGUGGUAUUUUGCGUUAAUUAGUAUCAGUGGUCUUUUUUCUGUAACAUUCAGUGUUGUCUAUGCAUAUGUUGCGGAUGUUACUGAUGAGAAUUCACGAAGUGCUGCAUAUGGUUUGGUAACAGCAACAUUUGCUGCAUCAUUAAUUACAAGUCCAGCUAUUGGUGCACAUUUAGCAAGACUAUAUAGUGAAAAUUUUGUCAUUGCACUUGGUACUGGAGUUGCUAUUCUUGACUUAAUAUUUAUUUUUUUUUUCGUGCCCGAAUCAUUACCAGAACGAUUAAGAGCCGAUAAUAAAAUAUCGUGGGAUAAAAUCGAUCCUUUUGCUGCUCUUCGAAAUAUCACAAACGAUCGAUUUAUCUGUCUUAUAUGUCUUAUUGUUCUUUUAUCUUAUCUCCCCGAAGCUGGACAAUAUUCAUGUUUUUUUAUGUAUCUACGACUACUGCUUGGUUUUUCGGAAGAUGAAAUAGCUUAUUUUAUUGCUUUCGUCGGUAUUUUUUCUUGUAUUGCUCAAACAGCAUUAUUAGCUUGUUUACAAAAAUAUUUCGGCUCAAAAGAAACAAUUAUGGUUGGAUUAUUUUUUCAAAUUGUUCAAUUAGCAGCUUAUGGAGUUGCAACAUCAAAUUGGGUUAUGUGGUUUGCUGGAGGUUUAGCUGCAUUAUCAUCUGUAACUUAUCCAUCGAUAAGUGCAUUUGUUUCAGUUUAUGCUAAAGAUAAUCAACAAGGUCUUGUACAAGGUAUGGUGAAUGGGGUGCGGGGUUUAUGUAAUGGUCUUGGCCCGGCUUUAUUUGGUUUUAUAUUUUAUUUAUUUGAUGUUAAUUUAAAUGAAUCAGUACCACCUAUACCUUCAUCAUCAACAAUAUCAUCACAUUUAAAUCGUACAACAAUACGUAUCAGUGAAAAAUCAAUGUAUUUAUCAAUGCUUAGUCGUGAUGUUCCCGGUCCACCAUUUCUUUUUGGUGCUUUACUUGCUACUAUAGCAUUAAUGUUUUGUUUAUUGUUACCAAAUUCAAAACCAGAAUCAAAUGGAAUGUAUGUUGAUACGAGAAUUAUUGAACAGAAAGCUCGUUUAUUAGAUAUUGAUAGUGAUGCUAAUAGCCAUGUUUCAACAUGA